This is a messenger RNA of Ostreococcus tauri, 267 nucleotides long. Its product is annotated as Splicing factor 3B, subunit 5. Gene Ontology annotation, biological process: mRNA splicing, via spliceosome. The record is from RefSeq and is a predicted model, not a curated record. Gene Ontology annotation, cellular component: precatalytic spliceosome; U2 snRNP. Bases 1 to 267 code for a protein of 88 amino acids. NCBI's taxonomy places the organism in Eukaryota, Viridiplantae, Chlorophyta, Mamiellophyceae, Mamiellales, Bathycoccaceae. The transcript has a single exon.
AUGGCGUCCGCGGCCGACCGAUUGAACAUAUCCUCCCAGCUCGAACACCUUCAGAGUCGACACGUCGGCACCGGACACGCCGACGCGACGCGACACGAGUGGGCGGUGAACAUUCAUCGAGACUCGUACGCGUCCUACGUCGGACAUCACGCGAUGGCGUCGUACUUCGCCGUCGCGAACGGUGAGAGCGUGGGUCGGACGAAGUAUGAGUUCACGCAGAAGAUGUUACUUCCGUGUGGACUCCCGCCGGAGCUCGAGGAGGAGUAG